AUGUCAUUUCUUACUUUACAUAUUGUUCGCCAAUCAAAAUCUGAUCAUGAGGCUAUCUUAAUGGAUACGAAUAGGAGUAAGCCAAAAGAGAAGAAUAUUGAUCAUACGGCUUGGUUUAGAUAUGACAUUUGUUGGGCGAAGGAGCAAAAGGCUAGAGAUAUCAUCACUAGUAUUUGGUCCAAUGAAGAGUGCAAUUUGAUAGAGAAUAUGGAGCUGAUUCGAGACAAGCUGGGCCUGUGGCAAUACCAGUGUUAUAGAAGGAUGAAGAAUAAUAUUAAAGGGCUGGAAAAAGAGAUCAGCAAGCUUAUGGAUGGUCCUACGAAUGAGAGGUCUAUGAGCCUUCUUAAGAGUGCUCGGGAAGGUGAUAGGAACACCUGCUAUUUCCAUAUUCAGGCUUCGAUCCAUAGAAAAAAGAAUAGCAUUGAGAGACUUAAAGAUGCACAUGGCGACUGGCAUGAAGACAAAAAGGAGAUUUGCCUCAUUGCUUGGAAUUAUUUUAAUGAUCUAUUCAAGACCUCUAUUAAUUUGGAUGUUGAGAGUGAUUUACAUUAUGCUCUUGAAUGCAUUAAUGAGGAUAUGAACAGGAGGUUGAACAGAGAGUUUACUGAUGAGGAAAUCUUAAUGGCUUUUAAACAGAUGGAUCUGUGUAAGGCCCCGGGGAUUGAUGGGCUUUCGGGGAGCAUUUUCAAGGAACAUUGGCCUAUAGUGGGUGAAGAUGUUCUAAGCUUGUGUCAUGAUAUCCUCAAGGGCAAUAAGAGUGCUGAGUGUAUUAAUGAAACACCCCUAAGAUUAAGAACCCCUGUGAAAUGGCUAACUUUCAUCCAAUCAGUCUUUGCAGGGUGA
Messenger RNA from Gossypium arboreum, 843 nucleotides. RefSeq lists its product as uncharacterized. The transcript is spliced from 2 exons. Lineage: Eukaryota; Viridiplantae; Streptophyta; Magnoliopsida; Malvales; Malvaceae. The record is from RefSeq and is a predicted model, not a curated record. The coding region runs from base 1 to 843 and encodes 280 amino acids.